AUGGGUGGCGGAGGAGGGACCCUGCAGAGAGGAGAGGCCGGUUACAGCCAGCUUAGCCCUGCAGAGACUCCCGCCAAGGGGGAGGUAGCCCGGGAGAGAGGGGGCCACUGGCUGGCCCGUACCUGCGCCUCUGGGCCAGGUGACCUCCGCGAAGGGUCAGCGACACCUCUCGACCUGACUCCUCCCAAACCACAGCCAGCGGCGCCUGCGGCCCCGACCCCAUUGCAUGCCACCAGCGUCCAGCCUCCGCCCCCAGCCCGGUUCCACUGCACUCAAGCCAGGCCUCAGCCACUCCCCAAGCCCGCCACCCAGGCCCGCCGCUCCAGCCGGUUGCUCAGGAUCCAAUUCUCGGCCUGA
Messenger RNA from Rangifer tarandus platyrhynchus (Svalbard reindeer), 357 nucleotides. Lineage: Eukaryota; Metazoa; Chordata; Mammalia; Artiodactyla; Cervidae. The record is from the annotation of a GenBank genome assembly.